GCUGUUAUGCAGUACAGUACCACAGUAGGCUGAUGUCGUCUGCUAUUUGCGUGUGCGAAAAUGUUUAGUAUUUCAAUCGGUUAUAGAAGGCACGUGAAUCGUGGUGCUGGAUGUGAAACUCAGUGAAAUUGAAUGUGUGGAGUUACUGUGUGCUUCACUAUAUCGUAUAAUUAUGGCGAGUUUUGAUAUUUCCGUUUUGUACUCUGAUGUGUAUGGUGUUACAUCUGAAAUUUCAGUUGGUACAGAUGAAUCCGAUGAUUUGGAAGGUAAUUCAGAUAGAGACAGUGAUUCGCUAGGGUCCGAAAAAAACUUUAAUUUCAAUGGGUGCGGUGCGAUGAUAGGCAGGAAUGUGGCACACAGUGCCGACGCUACUCUAGUGACAAUGGACACCACAUCUCGUGAGUUUGACAGUCACUGGAGAAGAGAAAUAAUAAGAACUGAAGAAUCUGGAAACGUGAGGAAGUAUAUCAGAAGUCAGUCUCUAUCGACAUUUCAACAAGUGAAGUAUACUGCUGGUGAAAUCCGGUGCAUAAGAGACCGCUUGUUGUUAGCACAUAAGAGCUCGCGUUCAGGUUCCCUGAGAAACUUUACUCGUAUGCAGAAAUUGACACUGACAUCGUUGGCAUUAGUCGACUUCACAAGCUUCUGUUCUAUGUCGAUCAUGGCACCCUUUUUCCCUAAAGAGGCUGCCCAAAAAGGAAUGAGUGACACCAUCUCAGGGCUAGUGUUCAGCUUCUAUGCCUUAGUAAUGUUCAUCUCUUCUCCUGUGUUUGGUAAAAUUUUGCCUCUCACUGGUGCAAAGUUUUUGUUCAUGACUGGAAUGUUUGUAGCAGGCAGUUGCAACUUCCUCUUUGGGUUAUUAGCUCGCAUUGAUUCAUAUACAAUUUUUACGAUGUACUGUUUCCUGGUGCGUGGAAUGGAAGCUCUGGGAGCAAGUGCCUAUGCUACCGCCAGCUAUGUGUUUGUUGUUGAAGUAUUUCCUGACACAAUUGGAACUGUUUUGGGCAUCCUGGAGACAUUUGUUGGGAUGGGGAUGAGCAUAGGGCCAGCAGUUGGUGGACUUUUAUACUCUAUCGGAGGAUUUGAACUGCCUUUUUACUCCCUGGGAAUCCUUAUGGUUGCUACAGUUCCAAUAAACUUUUGCCUGCUUCCUUCAACUGGUGCUGGAUCUAUAAACAAACAUACUGGUUCACUGCUGCACCUGGUGAAACUGCCUUCAGUGAUAGUGAUAAGCCUAGUUAUUGUUGUGGUGUCAAAUACUUGGGGAUUCCUGGACCCUACUCUUGAACCACACUUACGGGAGUUUAACUUGAGUGCUGAGGAAGUGGGUCUGAUCUUCCUGCUUUUUUCUGCACUGUACGGCAUAUUCAGCCCCAUAUGGGGCUGGCUUGCAGAUCGAGUUAACAAUCACUGGUCUAUGAUGGUGUGGGGUCUCCUUGCUUGUUCACUGGGGCUGCUGCUUCUUGGACCAUCACCUCUACUGCCAUUUCUUAACAAGUCACUUUGGCUUGUGCUGGUUGCUCUAUCUAUUCUUGGAGUUUCAGUGGCACUUACUUUGAUGCCAACAUUCCAGGGAGUCUUAGAGAGUGCCAUAGAAGGAGGCUGCAGUGAUGAGCUGAGUACAUACAGCAUGGUUGCUGGUGUGUGGUCGUGUAUGUAUUCCCUGGGGGAAGUUAUGGGGCCUUCUGUAGGUGGUACUGUUAUGGAGUACUAUGGCUUCCCUAUCUGUUCAACUGUUAUGGCUGGGCUCUCAUUGCUGUUGGCUGUGGUAACCUUGGUCUAUUUUUCGGUGAAGCAUACACAGCAGCACCACACCCGAGAGCAGAGCACUGACAGUGGCAUCAGUGAAAACUAUGAGAGUGAAAACAGUCCCCUACUGGCAGGGGCUGAAGCUGGAGACAGAAUCUCGGAUCAUACCUACACGAGGGAAAGAGCUCAGUUUUAUGGGGAAUCGAGUGAAGGAAAUGAAGCCACAGACUCCUGUCGAACAGUGUCUGUAACAGCAGGAGGUGCUUGUGAAGUAUAGGGUGUUGCACUGCAUACUGUAUCAUUUCAGAAAGAGAAAGAGAGAGUGAACCUGUAGUGUUAAUUUUUUUGUAAAUAUUCUGUUUCUCUUGGGGUUCCAUUGUUUCUUUUUAGCAACUUAUCUUUAAUUUUUCUGUCAUUUGAGUGACAUUGUACAGUAUUUUUUCCACAGUAGUCAGUACAGUUCAGCUACAUAGUUCCAGAGUGAUUUUAGAAAUUUUAAAAUUGCUGCAGUUGCAGUUGUUAGCUACUAAACAUUCAGAACAUACUUUUAUCUGCACCCAUUGAUAAAGCCUUCUCACGAUAGUCAUAUAAAUCUAAAAGACACAAAUGCAAGCCUAAUCAAAUUAUCAUUUCAUGUUGCAUUUCUAUAAAUGGUUAUUUCAUGCUGUGAGAAGCAAGAAUACAAAAGACAUCAGUCAUUACACAUAUAGAUUAUGUUUAAAAGAUUUCUGAUUGAGCAUGGUCAUGAACAUAUUGCCCAGUUGUACAAACACGUCUUUCCAAACUUUGGCUACUGGUACAUUGAGCCUCCCAGCAGAAGAACUUUCUACUGAAUACAAUAAUGGUCAAGUUGACAGGUGAUUCAUGGCUCUUGUCACUUAGAUUCAUUUGAUAGCUCCUACAACACCUGUUUACAUGCCUGUCUGCCUCUCGGUGAAUGCUCAGUACAGUGACUGACUGUCGCUGCUCAUCUCAGUAUUUACUCCCACUUUAUCUUCAAAUGGCAAGUAAAUGCUUUUAUUCAUCAAGAUUAUAAGAUGCAUUAAGCCUGUAUGUAACUCAUAGAAGAUUAUGUUUUUGUGUUGCUUCUUUAAGAGAUACCUGGAAGCAUAGGGUGUAAGAGCUCGAAAACGAAAAAUGAAAGAUUUAGCUUUUAAAUGAACAGGUGCAUGGAAGAUAUUUGAAGAAAUGAAGGUGUGCACAAUGGGACUAAUUAUAUUUCAUUCCAUUAAAUUGUUUGCAUAUGUGACUUGAACUGCACUUGUUGGGACUUACCCUUUCAUGCAAAACCUUUCCUCUUCAGAUUUUGAGGAAGAGACUAAUGACUUCUAAAGCUCACAGUUCUAUUUCUUUGUUUGUGUUCACUUACGUGCAUCAUAAGUGAAAACUGCUCUUUAUGCAUCUGUAUGCUUUUUAUGCAUGUGGAGAUAGUGGUUUUUAUUCUAACAUUCCAAUUUUAUGUUUAGUUUUAAUUUGCACAUAUAUUAUUGCUGUUGACUGGGUGAAGUAUUGACUAACAUUUUAAGAAAAUUUUCAGUUAAGCUGAAAGAACUAACAGUGUGAUAAUGCCUGCAGAGUGUGUCAUGUUAUCUACCUGAUUAUUUUCAUGAUCACUACUGAAAAUCACAUUGUUCCCAUUCUCUCAGACAUCUGCUUGUUCUGAACGUCAUUCAUACCUGAAUCAAUUCAUUGCCCCAAUUAAAUGUGUUGUUGUAGCAUGGUAUUUCCAGUGGGAGGCUAAUUGCUGGAUUAGAAAGCUCUCUUAUCCUGGAGUUUGAGUGAACUUCUCCUUCAUUUAAGCUUCUUCACUAUAUUCAUCUCUCCUCCUUCAGGAAGAAAUUGUCAGUUCAAAAAAUUAGAGUAAUUUUGUGAACCUUUUUGCGUGUUCAUUGGCAGUACUGAAAAUUUGUCCACUUGGAGGCAAGAUCUGGCCAGCAAUUCAUUUUCAUAAUUUUAUAAUUUUCUCAAAUAAAUUUUUCUUUUUUUACAGUUAUAACCAAAGUCCACACAGUUAUCUCUGCUAAGUGAAACUGUUCUAAAUUUAUGUCAAAUUCAAUAUUACAUUUUUCAUGUAAUUUGAUAAGUAAUUGUACACCAACAUGUCUUCUUCUAUUGUUAGCAGUAAUGAGAAAGAGAUAGCUCAAGACUGGUAGCCAGAUACUGGGAUUUACUGUAUCUGUAAAGAAAACAUGGUUUACGUAUGAUGGAUAUUAAGAGUGAGUUUUGGUCAGUUUCUCUUCCUCUCAGGGGAAAAAUUAUGUUUUAAAAUAUUGACACUCUGGUAAUUACACAGAACAUUUUGACAACACAGUUUUUCUGUUUGGAAUGCAUACAACCGUAUUUACCAUGUUUCCUUUCUGCUUUGCGUCGUUAGGUGGCACAUGUCACAACUGUGUUGCCAGACACAUAUAUCACCAACAGUUCAUUACCUGCUCAUUCUUGUACUGUUAUCACAUUUUGAAUCUUUCCAGUUAAAUUUGAAGGAAGAAUGAUUAGGCUUUAAGGUCCCACUGACUAUGAGGUCAUUAGAGUUGGAACUGUACUUGGAUUGAGGAAGGAUAGAGGAGGAGAAAAUCAGUCAUGCUCUUUCAAAGGAACAAUGUCAGCAUUCAACUGUAAGUAGUUUAUACAAGUCAUGGCAAAUCUAAAUCUGGAAGGGCAGAUGAGGAUACGAACUUGUGUCCUCUCAAAUAUUCAACUACAUUUGGUUUGCCUUGAUGUUCCCUCCACUUGUUCCAUUAUUAACUGUUCUUUUUCAUUUUAAUAAUCAUAUGGAAAAAUACAAUUAUUAUCAUGAAAAUGGGUCUUAGAUCUACCAAAAGCCAUCAUAAUCUUCGUACAAAGAUAAGUAACUAGACCUGGGAACAAACCUUAUCCAUUAACCACUGUUACAAUCAAUUCCAGGUCAGCCAACAGAAACAAAAGCAAAUGCUGGCAUCCAUUGUUUCAGGAUAUCUGUGCCUUUAUCUUCAUAACAGUUGAAUUUUUGUUGCCUUCAUUCAUUGUCUUUUGAUUGUAACAAAUGUCUGUCAGUUUAUCCAGACCCAACCUUUGCUUGAGUUUUAUCAUAUUUUAAGCAACAGACACUGACAAAGUAUGUCAAAUUUUAUCUCAUCCGGUUUCUGAUUACUCGAAUGACAGGUCUUAUUGGCGUUAACAGGGUAUUGAUGCUAUGACUUCUUUUCAGAUAACAACUUUUAGUUACUACUGUAUUUACUUUGUAAAAAUUGUCUGUAUUGGAUAUAUUUUGUACAUCUUUUAUUCUAAGUAAUGUUUUAAAUUAUUCUGUUAAAAUAUGAAAAAAAUUACUGCUACCACUUUUACGUUUUUGAUGGAUAAAACUAUGCUGAGUGUUUGGUUGUAUAAACAAGUCUGAUUUUGCAAGGUGCAUUUCCUUCCUGCAGAAUUUUUUCAUGAAGUGCUUUUUCUUCCAUAAACCAGCUAUUAAAAUUGAUACAUAACUUUUUUUGUUCACUGAGUGACUCCUCAUCAUUAGCCUUCAUGUUUUCCUCAAAAAUCUCCACACACCCCUACAGGUUUGUUCUGUGCCUUUCAUGUAUCAUUGAUGUAAAUGCAUUAAAUUACCAAGUGCCAACAUUGACUAA
Messenger RNA from Schistocerca gregaria, 5354 nucleotides. Its product is annotated as MFS-type transporter SLC18B1-like. The coding region runs from base 173 to 2026 and encodes 617 amino acids. Lineage: Eukaryota; Metazoa; Arthropoda; Insecta; Orthoptera; Acrididae. The record is from RefSeq and is a predicted model, not a curated record. Gene Ontology annotation, biological process: transmembrane transport. The transcript is spliced from 12 exons. Gene Ontology annotation, molecular function: transmembrane transporter activity.